AUGGUUCAGCAACCUGUGCGCGUUUACGCCCUUGAGGUCCCGCCUGGCGAUAUGCCCAUCCCAGCGGGCUUCGAAGACCUUCCUGCAUCUAUACGCAUCUCAAUGGCGGCCAUUGACCCUAGUGCCCCCGCACAGCUCGACCUGGCUCCAGCCGAUCAGACCGUCCCUCGCGCGACUCUGAAGAUCAUCAAGGUCAUAAGUGCUGAGCUGAGUGAAAGCGAAGACGACGAGGACGAUUACGACUCCGACGAUAUCGCUGCUCUGGAAGCUCGUCUCAGACCUGCUCUCGGCGGGUCCGACGAGGACUCUGAAGAAGACUCCGAGGAUGAUGAAAGUGACGACGAAGUAAAUGGCGGCCCAAGCGAUCCGGCAAAAACCAAGAAAGCUCGAAAAGACGCUGCUGUCAAGCAGAUCCUUGAAGCGCUCAUUGGUGAUGACGAUAUGGACGUUGAUGACAUGUCCAACGGUGUCAACGGUAUCAAGAAAAACAAAGGCAAAGGCAAAGCGUCCGAUGAAGACGACGACGAGGAAAUCGACUCCGAUGAGGCAGACAGUGAGGAUGGUGAAUUGGAGGAGCAUGUGAUCUGUACUCUUGACACCACGCAGCACUAUCAACAACCAAUUGACAUCACCGUCAGCGAAAAUGAGCAGGUUUACUUCAAGGUCAUUGGCACGCACAGCGUGUUCUUGACCGGUAAUUACAUUGCUGAUGUCAAAGAUGAGUCUGAUGAUGAGGACUAUGAAGAUGACGAUGAGAUGGAUCUCUACGGAGGUUUGGGAGGUAUGGAUGAGGAUUCAGAUGAUUAUGAUGAGGAAUCUGAUGAGCUCGACGACAUUGCUGAUCCCCGCGUCACUGAAGUUGAAAGUGAGGAAGAGGAGGCCCCAAAGCUUGUUAAGGCUGAGAAAAAGGACAAGAAGGGCAAGAAUAAGCGCGCUGCCGAAGACUCGGAGGAGGAUGCUUCUACCCUUGACGAUCUCAUUGCAAAAUCAAUGAAGUCUGGCGAGGCUGCUUCUGGUGAGAAGUUGAGCAAGAAGCAGCUCAAGAAGCUGAAGAACAACCAAGGCUUGGCUGUUGCUGGUGCUGAUGAGGUUGCCAAAAAAGAGGCCAACGGGACUACAUCGAAAUCUGACAAGAAGGAAGUCAAUGGCACCAAUGGCACUCCCCAAUCCGCCAAGUCCGACAAAAAGGUUCAAUUCGCGAAGAACCUUGAGCAAGGACCUACCGGUUCCCCACUCCCCAAAGCUGGAGAAAAGGAGGAUGCCAAACCGAAGCAGGCCCUCGGCGUAAAGAAUGUUCGUGGGGUAAAGAUUGACGACAAAAAGCUGGGCAAAGGCCCUGCGGCUAAGAAAGGCGACAAGAUCGGCAUGAGGUACAUCGGAAAGCUCGAGAAAGAUGGCAAAGUCUUCGAUUCGAACAAAAAGGGCAAGCCGUUCACCUUCGUCCUUGGCAAGGGUGAAGUUAUCACAGGAUGGGAAAUCGGCGUCGAUGGCAUGACUGUCGGUGCCGAGCGACGCCUCACCAUUCCGUCCAAAUUGGCCUAUGGAAAUAAGUCACUUCCUGGUAUUCCCGCUAACUCUAACCUCGUCUUCGACAUCAAAUUGAUCUCCAUCAACUAA
This is a messenger RNA of Pseudovirgaria hyperparasitica, 1617 nucleotides long. RefSeq lists its product as uncharacterized. Gene Ontology annotation, cellular component: chromatin; nucleolus. The transcript has 4 exons. Lineage: Eukaryota; Fungi; Ascomycota; Dothideomycetes; Acrospermales; Acrospermaceae. The record is from RefSeq and is a predicted model, not a curated record. Gene Ontology annotation, molecular function: peptidyl-prolyl cis-trans isomerase activity; macrolide binding. Bases 1 to 1617 code for a protein of 538 amino acids.